Molecule: messenger RNA, 2665 nt
Organism: Beta vulgaris subsp. vulgaris (sugar beet)
Lineage: Eukaryota; Viridiplantae; Streptophyta; Magnoliopsida; Caryophyllales; Amaranthaceae
Exons: 7
Coding region: 308-2377 (689 amino acids)
Source: RefSeq, a predicted model, not a curated record
CACGCACAUUUUCUCCCUUUUCCCGAAAACUAUAAAUACUUCUCUUUCUGACCCUCUCCUUUUCUUGCCCUAGACGCCUCCAUUUUCGCCGCUAACCUCCUUCUCUUUCUCUCUCCUCGAUUUUGAUUUUCUCUCUCUAUCUGCUUGUUUUGUUAGUGUUUAUUUUCUCUCUCCUAGGGUUUUGUUUUGUUCGGCGAUUGUUUGAUUUUGUCGAUGAUUUGAAGUGUUUGAGGUGUUUAAUUUGGGGCUUUUUUUGUUGUUGUUGUUGUUGGUUUGAUUUGGAUGGUUGAGAGAUGUGGUGGUGGUGAUGGAAGCAGUGGAAUUGGUGAUUCCGGUGGAUUUUGUGGCGGCGAAAUUGAUGGGUUCAGACGUUCUUGUUGGAGCUAGGGUUUGUUCUACUGAUGGUGAAGCUCGUGAUUCUGACGCUAUUUCGCAUUUUUCUGGCGCUAAAAUUGAUGAAUGCACUUCCUUACUUAGUCAUAGAGGUACUACCACUGCUUCCGGUUCAUCUUCCUGGUUGAAGAAAGCAGAUGCAGGGUCGUGUAGGAGCAACUGUGUGCCAUCGAGAUCAGUGACAGAAGAUGUAUCCCUGGCUGUAAUUGAUGGGAUAACAAGUGUUUCCACUAUGUCGAUGUCAGAGUAUGAAGGUAAACAGAUUCAACGGAAGAUGGGAAAGGCUCCAAAAAAUGGAAAUGUCUCUUUUAAGAAACCUCGAAUGUUGCAACCGGACAAUUUAUUGCCUCAGACUGAAGCUGAUGAAGCGAAGACAGAGUCAGAAAAGCUUGGUUUGCAUCUAGUCAGAUGCUCCAGUGCAGAUAAAUCUCAGGCAGUCAAACAAAAGAGCAAUAUAAAUGGCAAACGGGGUGAUAGAAGGAAUUCUAAAGUUCCUAUGAAGUCAAAAUUUGAUCCAUUUUCCCUGAAAGUUGGUUUACCAAACUCCAGUCCUGCAAGUGGAGGAAGCAAUAUUUUUGGAACAUAUGGUCUCAAGCCAGAUGUACAUGAUAUAUCAAAAUUUAUGGAUGAUAUCUCUUUGGAUGAGCUCCUUGAUGGAACCUAUAAAUGUCAUAAUUUUGGCAAAGAGAAGGGAAAGAAAGCACCACCUGCUAAUAUGACUGAGAAUAUACUUGAAUCAGUUAAAAAAGCUUGUUCUGUCAUUCGUGUUAUAGGGACACGACAGGCCAAACAAGUUGAAGAGGUGGAUACUCAGGCCAACAAGAAAACCCCUUUGUCAUCAUCACCUUCUAGUACAGGUGUUUUAAAUGGUUCUGAUGGUGAUGAAAGUAGCCUUACUGCAGCAUUAUCCAAAUGUGGAAAGGAUCUGGAGUCGUCUGUAAAGGCUGAAUUUCCUGCUGCCAAAAAGGAUAAUGUGUUGUAUCAACCUAGAGAUAUUUUAGCGAGGUUGGCACUUCCUCCACCAAAGGAUUUGGACUCUUUGUUGCAGGAUGCAGUGAAGCCAGUGGUGUCUACAAAGCUCAAUGAUUUGCGUAAUGGGAAGCCUUUAUCUCAUCGAGUUAGCUUGCCGCCUUUUCCCUGGUCCCAUAAUUUCAAUGGGCACCAUAAAUCUAAUAAUGAUGCUAUAAAAGUAUCAAAUAGAAGCAGUUGCCAAGGCAGAUGGGUAAGGAUAAAGAGCAAUGCCAGCUUUAUUGGAGGGGGCAAUGAAGAUUUUAUGGAUUUGGAUUCGCUCACUUACGAUGGUAGCCUUGUUCCAGCAGGACAAUUUAUGUAUCGACUUCCUGAUAUUGAAAGCAGUUCUUCUGCAGUUAUCAACCAGCAGUGCUGUCAGCAGAAUUCUUCUUCAGCCGUAUGUCCGACAGCAUCUCUGCCACUAUCGGAAUCUGCAAGUACAGUUCACUCCAAAAUGAAUGCUCUGCAUUCUCCCAAAGUACUGGCUGCCGCUCAAACUCUUUGCGACAUUGCCAGCGAUUGCUCAAAUCGUAUCUCAAAUGGAAUACUAAAAUGGGCUAAACAACCGUCCCAAAAAUCCAUGAAAGCUCGGAAGUCACGAUCAAGUGAAAAACCCGAGGAGUUUUUGACACCCAAAUCGGAGACUUUACUUAAUCACGUAGUAAGGAGCAUAGAGUACGGAGCUUCUUCAUCUCCAAAAAAACCUAAAAUCACGGUUGUUGAGCGCCGAGAAGAUUUUAGUCACAUACAUGCAGUUAUAGGAUUGAGCUCUGUAUCUGCUCCUAGAUCAAACAGAUCGUCCCCAAGCAGAUUGUCUAGAGAUUCUGUUGCUGAAACUAGAAACUUAAAUGGAAACUUUGUAAAACCACAAUUUAUGGCUCCUCCACCUCCUCGGGUUUUGGAUAGGAGUAACCACAACCCACAGAAGUUGAGAAAAGUUUCACCAAUGGAUUGGAACAGGACAAGAAGCUAGCUUGUAUGGAUGAUGUAGUUGCUUUGUAAUGCCAAGAUCUGUUGUGAAGUAUUAGUGACACUCCAAGAGAAACUUAGUUGAAGAUGUUAGUUUGUAUAUAUUGGUGUUUAUGUGUAGCUCAGGAUUGGUGGUGGUGGUCUCACGGAAGCGAGACCGAAAAUUCCAGUGUUGUAACAUUAUAUGUUAACAGAUUCUAGAGGUAUCUUUUUCAUGGGAUAUUCUUUGCCUUGUACAGAGCCAUUCCAAUGAGGCAAUUGAAAUUUCAGUUCCCUCUUUCCUUUGUUACUA